This is a messenger RNA of Salvia splendens (bonfire salvia), 886 nucleotides long. Its product is annotated as protein SYS1 homolog. Gene Ontology annotation, cellular component: Golgi membrane; trans-Golgi network. Gene Ontology annotation, biological process: Golgi to endosome transport; protein localization to Golgi apparatus; Golgi to plasma membrane protein transport. The transcript is spliced from 3 exons. The coding region runs from base 193 to 636 and encodes 147 amino acids. The record is from RefSeq and is a predicted model, not a curated record. Lineage: Eukaryota; Viridiplantae; Streptophyta; Magnoliopsida; Lamiales; Lamiaceae.
AUCACUUCUGUAAUUCUUCUUCAGAAAAAUGUUGCAAUUAGUAGGAGCAUUUAUUUUGCAUUUUUUGGUGGUUAAACCCCGACGGAAUUGGGGAUCCUUUAAUUCUUCUCAUAUCAUAUCAUAUCAAUUUGGUGAAGAAUUGGAUUGAAUUGAAUUGAAUUGAAUCGAAUCGAGGGCCGAAGCAGUUUAGUGAUGUUCUAUGGCGCGGCGGCGUGGGACCCGUGGCUGAUAGUGGCGCAAAUUGUGUGCCUUCAAUGUCUGUACUACCUCACUCUAGGGUUAUGCCUCUCGGUUCUCGUCGCUCCCCGCGUCUCCAAGAUGAGCCUCGUCUAUUUCUUCGAUUUCGCCACUGUUACUGAUUGGGGCGUUAUCGCUUCCAGUUUUCUCACCUCUAUUGCUGGAGCUGGAGUUUUGGUUUAUUUAGUUGAGAGAACAAGGAAAUGCUUGGAUUUUUCCUCUACCCUUUACAUCAUACAUCUUUUCAUUUGCUUGUUGUAUGGAGGUUGGCCCUCAACUAUUACCUGGUGGGUUGUGAACAUUACUGGCUUAGCAGUGAUGGUACUGUUAGGUGAACAUUUGUGCAAGAAACGUGAGUUACGAGACAUUCCAGUUGGAAGAUACAGAUCAAUGCAUUAAGGAUGACUCUGUAAGAAAGCUUUUGCAAAGGGCAAGGAGCUCAUCUCAUUUGGAUCAUGGGAAGUGGCUAAAUGAAGUUGACCUUUCUUCUAUCCAGUCUAGAGACAUCAAAAUACAUAUAUCUGUAGAUUUGAAUUUCGCUCCCAUCAUUUCCAUAAUUAAAUGGUCCAGUGUAUUGAAUUAGUUUGAUCUAACCAUUGACAUUGCAUGAGCAUUUAUAAGAAGUGCAUGGAAAUUGCUGAGUUGAUAA